AUGGCUUCGACCGCACUUGGCGAGCAUUGGGCCAAGUGGUCCCCCCUGCUUGGUCUCAAGUUCAGACUUCCUCUACAGGUCGAGAUCCAAAUCGAAAACCAUUUCGAAGCAAAAGUUUACGCAACAGGCUCAGCAAUCCGGGGCAAAGUGGUCAUCACUCCCCUUCGCGAUGUGGAAUUCGACAAGAUCCAGAUCGACCUACUUGGCAUCUCUAUUACCAGAACAAGUGGUAUACUAAACGACACGCUCCCUACUAAGUUGAUAUUCUUCCAACUAGCCAUGCCAAUCUCCCCCGAGUCUCUUCUCCAAGACAAGCGGCUUUCUGCCCAGGAGACUAUCGAGAUACCAUUCUUUUUCGUUGUGCCCCAGCAGCGCCCCUUGUCUGCUUGCAUCCACGAAACCCAUCUCGAGCUUCCCCCGACAAUAGGGACGUGGGAGAAGACGGAUCAGUCCCCUGAAACCGCCAAAAUCGAGUACUCCAUUCGGUUCCGAGUGACUCCCGCUCGUAAGGAUCUUGAAAAGCUGAAGCCAGUCGAACUUCACCGCUAUGUCAAGUUACUCCCCUCGAUUUUCCAGGAGGAUGCACUCUACACUACAGACCCUACACAAGAAAUCCGACUGGGCCGAUCCUACGAGAAGUCAGACUCGCUGACAAUCGCCGGUAUCCCGCCUAGUCUGGUUUAUCUUUCGUCUGACAACGGUAAAAUCUCCAACCCGAUGAUCACAGCCCAUCUCGAGUUCGUCACCAAGACCAACUCGACCCGCUGUCCUAAAAUCCAGGUAAAGUCGGCCGCGGUCCAGACGAUUACCAGCUACGCCCAAGUUCACCUUGCGCCCACAAGUGGCGAGAAUGGUCGCCAAGCAGCUCCGCUGCCCCAUGUAGUGCUUUGCACCAAGUCGAAGAAGGUCACCGUCGGCCAUUUGCAGCAAUCUGAAUGGCAAAAGGCGGAGACACCCUCCGAUUCGGAAGGCACAAAGUAUCUAUCUACCCUCACCCUCUCCGUCAACAUGCCGAGCCAUGAAAAGACGACAUUUUUACCCAGUUUUGACGCCUGCCUGAUCUCCCGGUCGUACGCCCUUCGCGUGGGACUGGCCGCGCAAUCCGCCGCCGGUUCUGGAUCGACCCUGGAGCUGCCCUUCCAAGUUAUUGUCCGGGAUUUGGCAGCCCCCAAGCUACCGAAAUAUGCGGUGACUAGCCGAGACCAGAACCACACGCAGGACGCGCUGCCGGCAUACAGACAUUCGCCUUUCCUCUAG
This is a messenger RNA of Clonostachys solani, 1257 nucleotides long. The record is from the annotation of a GenBank genome assembly. Lineage: Eukaryota; Fungi; Ascomycota; Sordariomycetes; Hypocreales; Bionectriaceae.